Messenger RNA from Pezoporus flaviventris, 3309 nucleotides. It is a transcript of the gene SV2A, whose product is annotated as synaptic vesicle glycoprotein 2A. Lineage: Eukaryota; Metazoa; Chordata; Aves; Psittaciformes; Psittacidae. Gene Ontology annotation, molecular function: transmembrane transporter activity. The transcript has 13 exons. Gene Ontology annotation, biological process: chemical synaptic transmission; transmembrane transport. Bases 781 to 2961 code for a protein of 726 amino acids. Gene Ontology annotation, cellular component: membrane. The record is from RefSeq and is a predicted model, not a curated record.
UGGCAGCGAGGAUUUGAUCCCGAUCCAUCCGAAUCCAGCCCCGAGGAGCCCGUGACUCAGAUGUUCCAGCCUGCGCUGCGGUCGCCAUAGGGGGGGGGGCGAGCGAUCCCGAAUCCCACGUGAAUCCCUGCGGAGGGGAACUGGGAUUGGGGCAGCUCCUUGUAGCCCCCCCUCCAUUAACCACAGUUACCUGUCGCCACUUGGACCCCGCGGCUCCAACACGGGAACCCCAUUCCCAAGGGAGCUCCCUGGGAGCGUAGGCACCCUGGGGGAGGCUUCUCCCUCCCAUUGCCUCCAGUCGGGAGCCGAGGCGAGGGGGGACCCCCCCAUCCUGCCGCUGUCCCCCCCUCCCCGGCGCAGUGCUGCAGCACAGCCCUCCCCACCGCCUCCCUCCCUUCCCCGGGCUCUUGCAAUGGACUCUCCCAGCGCUCGGAGGCUGCGGCGUUAACACGGGACCCGGGAGCUGUUUCCUUGCUGGAUCCCUCUUGGAGCAGCUUUUCCUUCCUCUGUCAGAGCAUCCUUCCUUUGCCGGAGCAUCCUUCCUCCGUCACAGCAUCCUUCCUCCUCCUGGAGCAUCCUUUCUUGCUGCACAGGAGGCAGCCUCCGGAAGAAGGGCUGGAGCGGAGACAGGUCAGCCGGUACCACGCGGAUGGGUAGCGCCGUCCCUCGUCUCCCCGCAUCCCACCUCGGUCCCCGGGCGUGAGGACACAGACACAGGCCCCCCCCCCCCCCCCUUCCUAUUCCCCAUCGCAUCCCGGUGUCCCGGCUCAUCCCAGCACCAUGGAUGAGAGCUUCCGGGACCGGACGGCGUUCAUCCGGGGCGCCAAGGACAUCGCCAAGGAGGUGAAGAAGCACGCGGCCAAGAAGGUGAGCAGGGGCAUGGACCGCGUGCAGGACGAGUACACCAAGCGCUCCUACUCGCGCUUCGAGGAGGAGGAGGACGACGAGGACUACGCGCCGCAGGACGGCUACUACCGGGGGGGCGAGGGCGGCAACGACGAGGAGGGAGCCUCCAGCGACGCCACCGAGGGGCACGAUGAGGAGGACGAGAUCUACGAGGGCGAGUACCAGGGCAUCCCCCGGCGCCACUCAGGGCAGGGCGAGCGCCUGGGCACCGACGCGGGCACGGCGGCGCUGGCGGACAGCGAGGGGCAGCGGCGCAAGGACCGGGAGGAGCUGGCGCAGCAAUACGAGCUCAUCCUGCAGGAGUGCGGCCACGGCCGCUUCCAGUGGACCCUCUACUUCGUGCUGGGCCUGGCGCUCAUGGCCGAUGGGGUGGAGGUGUUCGUGGUGGGCUUCGUCCUGCCCAGCGCCGAGAAGGAUAUGUGCCUGUCCGACUCCAACAAGGGCAUGCUGGGGCUCAUCGUGUACCUGGGCAUGAUGGUGGGUGCGUUCCUGUGGGGCGGCCUCGCGGACCGCCUGGGCCGGCGGCAGUGCCUCCUCAUCUCCCUCUCCGUCAACAGCGUCUUCGCCUUCUUCUCCUCCUUCGUCCAAGGCUACGGCACCUUCCUCUUCUGCCGCCUCCUCUCGGGCAUGGGCAUCGGGGGCUCCAUCCCCAUCGUCUUCUCCUACUUCUCGGAGUUCCUGGCGCAGGAGAAGCGCGGGGAGCACCUGAGCUGGCUCUGCAUGUUCUGGAUGAUCGGGGGCAUCUACGCCUCUGCCAUGGCCUGGGCCAUCAUCCCCCACUAUGGAUGGAGCUUCCAGAUGGGCUCAGCCUAUCAGUUCCACAGCUGGAGGGUCUUCGUCCUGGUCUGCGCCUUCCCCUCGGUGUUCGCCAUUGGGGCGCUCACCACCAUGCCCGAGAGCCCCCGCUUCUUCCUGGAGAACGGCAAACACGACGAGGCCUGGAUGGUGCUGAAGCAGGUCCAUGACACCAACAUGCGAGCCAAGGGCCACCCCGAGCGGGUCUUCUCGGUCACCCACAUCAAGACCAUCAAGCGGGAGGACGAGCUCAUUGAGAUCCAGGCGGACACAGGGACGUGGCACCGGCGCUGGCUUGUGCGGGUGCUCAACCUCUCACAGCAGGUCUGGAGCAACUUCCAGCAGUGCUUCGCACCUGAGUUCCGCCGCAUCACCCUGAUGAUGAUGGGAGUGUGGUUCACCAUGUCCUUCAGUUACUAUGGGCUGACCGUGUGGUUCCCGGACAUGAUCAAGCACCUGCAGAACAUGGACUACGCCUCCCGCACCAAGCUCUUCACGCGCGAGAGGCUGCGGCACUUCACCUUCAACUUCACCCUCGAGAACCAGAUCCACCGCGGCGGCGAGUACUUCAACGACAAGUUCAUCGGCCUGAAGAUGAAGUCGGUGACGUUCGAGGACUCGCUCUUCGAAGAGUGCUACUUCGAGGACGUCACGUCCAGCAACACCUUCUUCAAGAACUGCACCUUCAUCUCCACCAUGUUCUACAACACGGAUCUCUUUGAGUACAAGUUCAUCAACAGCCAGGUGGUGAACAGCACCUUUCUACACAACAAGGAGGGCUGCCAGCUCGACUUCAGCGACGACAACAACGCCUACAUGAUCUACUUCGUCAGCUUCCUGGGCACCCUGGCCGUCCUGCCCGGGAACAUCGUCUCUGCCCUCCUCAUGGACAAGAUCGGCCGCCUUCGCAUGCUGGCCGGGUCCAGUGUCAUGUCCUGCGUGAGCUGCUUCUUCCUGUCCUUUGGGAACAGUGAAUCAGCCAUGAUCGCGCUGCUCUGCCUCUUCGGUGGCGUCAGCAUCGCCUCUUGGAAUGCCCUCGACGUGCUCACUGUGGAGCUCUACCCCUCCGAUAAGAGGACGACGGCGUUUGGGUUCCUGAACGCUCUCUGCAAGCUGGCGGCCGUGCUGGGCAUCAGCAUCUUCACCUCCUUCGUGGGCAUCACCAAGGCCGUGCCCAUCCUCUUGGCCUCGGCUGCGCUUGCCCUCGGCAGCUCCUUGGCCCUCAAACUGCCUGAGACCCGGGGGCAAGUCCUGCAGUGAUGGGGGGGGACCCCCCUAAUCCUUCCCUUUACCUCUCCACCCCCCCCCCCCAUUCCCAAAUCCCAGCUCCCCUUCCGGGGGGAUUAGUCUCGUUAGACACUGUGAAACGUCUUCUUGGAGCAUUUGGGAACUUCAUUUGCACUUGGACCCCCCCAUAUUCCUGACACCACACCCCCCCCCCCCCGAUUUCCUCCCUUGGUGUCAUCCCUCUGUGAAUAGCUGCUCGCUCCUGGGGGGGCUGGGGGGACCCCAACAUCCCUGGGAGGAGGAGGAGGACGAAGGCUCCAUGCCUCAGUUUCCCCAUCUGGAAGGGCAGGGGAAGGGGUCCCCAUUGCACCCCCAAACCCA